AUGUGCAUAUUUAUAACGAGGCAUGACGGCAGUUUAAUCUCGGAGCGAUCGCGUUUGAUCAGAGACACGCCGGAAAUGGAGACAAAGUGGAGAGCGCUGCAAAGAGAAUACAUUAUCUGUGAGGAGGGCUGCGCGCGCGCCGCGCACGAUAAAUAUGAAGGCACGUCGGGAGCGCGUGCCUUGAGCUGUAUUAACAAGGUAAUUCAUACAUGCGGACACGAUCGUGAAUGUCGCGAAUAUAUCUCUACUGCCUUGUUCGAGGAGUUUACAGGGCAGUUAUGA
Molecule: messenger RNA, 282 nt
Organism: Arctia plantaginis
Lineage: Eukaryota; Metazoa; Arthropoda; Insecta; Lepidoptera; Erebidae
Source: the annotation of a GenBank genome assembly